Molecule: messenger RNA, 1395 nt
Organism: Fonsecaea erecta
Lineage: Eukaryota; Fungi; Ascomycota; Eurotiomycetes; Chaetothyriales; Herpotrichiellaceae
Exons: 1
Coding region: 1-1395 (464 amino acids)
Molecular function (GO): aldehyde dehydrogenase [NAD(P)+] activity; succinate-semialdehyde dehydrogenase (NAD+) activity
Source: RefSeq, a predicted model, not a curated record
AUGUCAAGCCAUUUAACCGUGUAUCAGACGAUCAACCCAGCCAAUGGGGAGCUGAUCAAGACCUUUCCGACGACCACAGAUGCAGAAGUGUUCGCCGCCCUCGACACGGCCCAUGAGGUCUACCAGAAAGACUGGAGACGCCGAUCCGUGGCUGAGCGGUGCAAGAUCAUGGGCAAGGCUGCCGCACUGAUGCGCGAGCGCAAACAAGAGCUGGCAGAGCUCGCUGUGCUGGAAAUGGGGAAACUCAUUGGCGGCAUGCUGGGUGAGGUCGAGUUCUCUGCUGCUAUUCUGGACUAUUACGCCCAAAACGGGGAGAAAUUCCUACAGACCAUUGAUCUGCCUGGUGUUCCUGGCGGGUACAUUGCCUCGGAGCCCAUUGGGGUGAUUCUGGCCAUUGAACCAUGGAAUUUCCCUUACUACCAGGUUGCUCGAGUAGCUGGUCCUCAGCUCGUUGCCGGCAACCCAGUCAUACUCAAACACGCAGCGAGCGUGCCACAGUGCGCCCUCGCCCUCGAGAAGAUAUUCCUUGACGCCGGAGCACCAACUGGUGUGUACACGAACCUAUUCUGCUCCAUUCCCCAAGUCAACGCCCUCAUCGCCGACUUCCGCAUUCGGGGCGUAACCCUUACCGGCAGUGAACGCGCGGGCGCAUCGGUGGCUGAACAGGCCGGUCGCCAUCUCAAAAAGGUCGUCCUGGAACUGGGAGGUUCAGAUCCACUCAUCGUCUUGGAGGAUGCACCGCUCGAUCAAGCGAUCGACGUCGCAGCCGCGGGUCGCAUGAUGUGUAUGGGUCAAGCUUGUGCCUCCAUCAAGCGAUAUAUCAUUGUGGGUAAGGAGCGAGGCCAGGAGUUCCUCGAGGGAGUCAAGGCAAAGUUUGAAGUAAUGAAGCCUGGUGACCCAAAGGAUCCAGCAACGACUCUUGGUCCGCUGGUCUCCGAACCCGCCGUCGAGAACCUCCUGACUCUCAUCAACGAGGCCAAAGCUGCCGGUGCCACAGUGGUCCUGGGUGGAAAGCGUAUCGACCGUCCGGGCAACUACCUAGAGCCUACACUUAUCACGAACGUGUCUCCAGACAACCCGCUAUUCACGAAGGAGGCUUUUGGUCCUGUGGCUACUCUGUACGUCGUCGACACCGAGGCGGAGGCUAUCGAACUCGCCAACGCCACAACAUUUGGUUUGGGUUCAUCGGUAUUUUCCUCCAACGUGGAGCAUGCAAAGAAAGUUGCGGCAGAGAUCGAGGCCGGUAUGGUCUUUAUCAAUUCGGCCGUCAAUUCUGGUCCAGGUGUGCCGUUUGGUGGUGUGAAGAAUUCUGGGUUUGGACGAGAGCUGAGCGAGCUCGGGAUCCAAGAGUUUUUGAACAAGAAGCUGAUCCGGGUUCAUGAGAAGUGGCUGUAA